Molecule: messenger RNA, 987 nt
Organism: Tigriopus californicus
Lineage: Eukaryota; Metazoa; Arthropoda; Copepoda; Harpacticoida; Harpacticidae
Exons: 2
Coding region: 143-829 (228 amino acids)
Source: RefSeq, a predicted model, not a curated record
CAGUUCUUUGGGAAGAUGUGGUUGUAGGAUGGUUGGACUCUCGGCUUUGUGACGUCACCGAAGUCAAGUGGGUUGACUAUUUAAGGGGGCUCUCUCCACACCCUCCGUACAGUUCACUCUGAGCAGUUAUCCCAAUCACACAAUGAAGUCUUUCGUCGCCGUUCUCGCUUCCUUGGCCGUGGCCGCCGCUGCUCCCACCUAUGUUCAGCAACCCUACGCCAUCGAGGAGACUGUCGUGGCUGGUCAUCCCGUUGCCCAGACCUACGUGCAACACGGCAUCGUUGGCAAGCAAACCGUCCAAGUGGGCCGUCAAGCUGUCCAAGUUGGACAUGAGUACGGUGUGGCUGGACAACAAGUUCUGGCCCAGCCCGCUUACCAAUACGUGGCUGGCGAGCCCAAGUCUUACUCCCAGACUGUGCCCAUUGCCCCUCCCCAACUCCCCGUGGCUGCGGCUCCCAACGCCUAUAACAUCCCCGCCCCUCUUACCAACCAAGGACCCGCUCCCGCCGACACCGUGACCCAAACCUUGAUCGACGCCCCCGUGCGCACCCACACCAAGAUCACUCCCCAAUACACCCAGGUCGUGCCUGAGCUCCGUGUGAACAAGGUCCCCGUUGAGUACCGCGUGAACGUGCCCGUGCCCGUCCACCGCGACGUCGUGGUUGAGAAGAAGGUGGCCCGUCCUUAUGCCGUGGAGGUGCCUCAAGCCGUGCCUGUGGCCGCUCCCUACAAGGUCCAUGAUGUGCACACCGUGGUCCAGACUCCCGUUGUCCAAGAGCACACCUACUCCGUCCACCAACCCCAGGUCGCCGUGGCUCAUUCUUACUAAUUGAAAAACGCCCAUCAAACCAACGCCAACGAAUGUGAUGAUGAAAAAUAACUGUUCAGAGUGAUUUGUGACGCCAUUUAGAGACACAUUAAGAUCUUUACCUGUUUUUGUGUAUUCUAGUUGACAAUUGCAAUAAAGUUUUAACUUAAAUGCGAAAA